This is a messenger RNA of Cucurbitaria berberidis CBS 394.84, 1750 nucleotides long. RefSeq lists its product as uncharacterized. Lineage: Eukaryota; Fungi; Ascomycota; Dothideomycetes; Pleosporales; Cucurbitariaceae. The transcript has a single exon. Gene Ontology annotation, molecular function: antiporter activity. Bases 22 to 1401 code for a protein of 459 amino acids. Gene Ontology annotation, biological process: proton transmembrane transport. Gene Ontology annotation, cellular component: membrane. The record is from RefSeq and is a predicted model, not a curated record.
CUACAUACUUCGUUUCAAUCCAUGAAAGCAAACCUGCUUCUCUCUUCUGGCGUGGCCCUCACUGGGAUUACUACCCCCAUCGCUCUGUCGUACACCCUUCAGGGACUUCUCAAUGCCACUCCGGUUCAAGCCUUUGCUGCCGGCGCUGCCUUGUGCUCGACCAGUCUCGGAACAACAUUCGCAGUCCUGAGCGCAAGUGGCCUUUCAGCCUCGCGUCUCAGCGUAGUCUUGACGAGCGCAGCUAUGAUGGACGAUGUUGUUGGUCUUGUCAUGGUUCAAGUCAUCUCGAACUUGGGUAGUGAUGAUUUCAGUUGGGUCACUGUUGUCCGUCCUAUUCUCGUUUCAGUUGCAUUUGCUGUCCUUGUUCCCCUGGUCUGUCUCUUCAUCGUAAAGCCCUUCACCCUAUGGCUAAACCAGCACCGCGAGGUCCAUCCGGCCGCACGUUCUAAUGCCAUCUUACACAAGACGCAGACUGUUUUCGCAGUCCACACGCUGCUUCUGGUAGGUCUUGUGGCUGGCGCUACCUAUGCGGGAACGUCAAAUCUGUUCGCUGCUUACAUUGCAGGCGCUACUAUCAGCUGGUGGGACUCUGAAGUGCCUCAUCCUGCGACAAAUCACUCGGACGGUAUCGCGCCUACUGCGCCCAGCACCCAGCCAGACAAGACAGACAAUGGCAAUGCAGAGGCACGGUCUUCGCAGGCAUCGGGCCAGGAGACAUGCGGAUCGGCCAUAUAUCAGCGAUACUAUCAUGCGGCUGUAUCUAGGAUCCUCCAGCCUCUCUUCUUCGCGUCUGUUGGCUUCUCGAUUCCGAUUACUCGCAUGUUUAGGGGGGCUAUCGUCUGGCGAGGCAUCAUUUACACGGUUCUUAUGGCUUUUGCAAAGCUGGCAUGCGGUCUUUGGCUCGUCAAAUGGUCGACACUACCGGGCAAGGAGAUGAUCAAUCAGUUAUUGGCAAAGGUGAAGUUCCCGCCAGCUGCACAUCAAGUAGGAAAGAGCGACCGUGCUGCACCGUCGCCUCGGGCAAGUGCGUCUAAUGCAGCAGCAACCACCUCCCCGUCGAAUGCCGGAACUCAGGCGUCAUGCAGCUCGCCCAGCCCAGCGAAACCCUUCUCGCUCCAUCCACCUCUUAUUCUUGCUCUCGCCAUGUGUGCUCGCGGGGAAAUAGGCUUCUUGAUCUCUGGAAUUGCAGAAUCGCAGGGCAUCUUCUCACCUACUGGCAAAAGAUUGAGUGAGCCAUCUGACCUCUUCCUUGUCGUUACCUGGGCGAUCGUUCUCUGCACUGCCGUCGGCCCGCUAGGUGUUGGCCUAUCGGUCAGCAGAGUCAGGAAGCUCCAGGAGGAGAAAAACAAGCAGCAGGAGGGCGCUGGAAGAGACGUGCUGGGUGUUUGGGGGGUGGAGUAAGAUGCCCGACUGAGCGGGUCCGUAGCCGUCUCUGGAAGACAUUUGCAGGCCAACCCUAUACCAUAUAUAUGACGUGCAGUGACGAGGGGUUGCAAUACAGGGGUGCCCAUCUUGUUCGUAGAAUCGGCUACGGGCACUGAUGAUGGGAUUGAAACAUGGUGAAGGUCGUGUAGGAAGGAUGUAGCAGUGCAUGAAACGAGAUAUUACAUCGUGUUGUGUCACGCGCUGUAUUUCAGUCGAUCGCAAAAGUUGUCCCGCAGUGUUGAAACGCAUGAACCAACGGGAGGCGCUGCAUUUGGCAUCAUCCGUCUUCACGUCAGGCAGAGUUUCUUAAUUUUAAACAGCCAAG